Messenger RNA from Drosophila novamexicana, 1246 nucleotides. RefSeq names its product intraflagellar transport protein 57 homolog (gene IFT57). Lineage: Eukaryota; Metazoa; Arthropoda; Insecta; Diptera; Drosophilidae. The record is from RefSeq and is a predicted model, not a curated record. Gene Ontology annotation, cellular component: centrosome; Golgi apparatus; intraciliary transport particle B. Gene Ontology annotation, biological process: intraciliary transport; non-motile cilium assembly. The transcript has 3 exons. Bases 1 to 1209 code for a protein of 402 amino acids.
AUGCAGGAAGAUGCUGAGGCUAAAACGCAGCAAUUGCAAAAUUUUCAAUCGGAUGAUUUGCUGGAAAAGCUCAAAUUGCUCAACUAUGAGAAGCAUCUGCUGCGGGAAUACAAAUUAAAGCCCUUGUCGCGUUUCUAUUUUGUCAAAGCCACAAAUCCGGGCGAGCAGUUCUUCAUGUUUACGUUGAUUUGCUGGUGGCUGUGCAAGAAACUGGGCAAGGACAUGGAACGGCCACAGGAGCACGACGAUCCCAAUACGGUUAUAGCCAAGAUCAUACAAAUACUAGAGGAAAUUGAUGUGCCCGUGGAAUUUGCGCCCAACAAGCUCAUACGUGGCGCCGGACCCAUUUGCCUCAUGGUGCUCGACGUUCUGGCCACCCAGGCGCUGAAGGUGACCAAUGUGAACUAUCAGCGCCUGCACAUUGUUCAGGAGGAGGAGUUCGUCGGCGACUAUUUGGAAGACAAUGCCGAAAUCAUACUGGAGAAGCUGGAGGAUGAGCAAAACGCCGCCGCUCUCAGCGAUGACAGCGAUCUCGAGCUGGAGGCGCACAAUUUCAAGCAGCUCAAUUGGCUCAAUCGGCAGAAGCGUGCCAUGGGCGAUAUGCCAGCCAGCGCCACGGACGAGCAAAGCCGCGAGCUGAACGCCCGGCUCAGUGAUCAUCAGGAGUGGCGUCUGGAGCUGGAGCGCGUGCUGCAGCAGCUCAAGGUGUUUGUCAAGGCGGAUGCCCGCGACUGGCGCACGCACAUCAGCCAAAUGGAGACACUCAACACGGGCAUCGCCAAUGUGGCCGAGUCCACGCAGACGCAGCUCAAGAAACUGCACAGCGAGUUCACCUUCAGCCUGGAGAAGAUCGAGAGCCGUGAGAAACAUUUGAACAAUGAGCUCCAGCAGCUCAUCCAGCAAUACAAGGAGCUCUCCAUUGAGCUAUCCACCGUGCAGUACGCGCAGACGCAGCUCCAAACGGACUCCGAGCAGCAAAUGACCCAGCUCAGCGAGGUGAUGGCCGAGCAGGAGCUCAAGAAACAGGAAAUGGAGCGACGCGGUCAGGUUAUGUCAGAUGGAAGCUCCGUUCAGCAGAUAAAGAAGGCGAUUGUCAAGCUCAAGGACGACAUUGCGCAACUGAAUCUGGAGGUGGCACUGCUCGUGCAUGCCCACGACCAGGACACAGUGCGUCAAACGCUCGGCGCUGCUGACCAGGCAAACAACUGAUAGGACGGCAGGAGUCUAUAAAAAUGUAUAUUUAGCA